This is a messenger RNA of Cygnus atratus (black swan), 2374 nucleotides long. It is a transcript of the gene C9H2orf72, whose product is annotated as chromosome 9 C2orf72 homolog. NCBI's taxonomy places the organism in Eukaryota, Metazoa, Chordata, Aves, Anseriformes, Anatidae. The transcript has 3 exons. The record is from RefSeq and is a predicted model, not a curated record. The coding region runs from base 1 to 762 and encodes 253 amino acids.
AUGGAGGCUGCGGAGGAGCUGCGGGAGCUGCGGGCGCUGGUGGAGCGGGCGGGCGGGCGGCGGGCAGUGCUGCUGGUGGCCGAGGGAGCUCCGGUGGCCUCCACCUUGGCCUCGUUCGCCCGAGACUUGCUGGGAGACGAGGCUCCUCCGGCACCGGGACCGACACCGGGACCGAUAGCGGGCUGCCCCUCCCGCUCCCGGUGCCGGUCCCGGGGCGGCGGCGGAGGGCGGCGGGCGCUGGCGGCGGGGCUGCUGCUGGUGCUGUGCCGCGGCGGGGCGGCGAGGGGCCGAGGGAACCGGGCACGGCUGCGGGAGGUGGUGCGGGACGUGCGGGGUCGCCUCCCCCCGGGGCCGCCGCCCGCCGCCGUCGUCGGUGUCCUCCUGCCCGGGGGGGACGGGGAGGACGCGGCCGUGCUGGACGCCACCCUCCGCCGCCACUUCCCGGCCCCGGGAACCGUGCAGGGGGCUCGCUACAGCCCCGGCAGCCCCGCAGCCCUCCAAGAGUGCCGUGCCGCAGCCUGCCGAGCUCUGCGAGCGGCCCUGCAGCACCCCGCAGAAGAGGAGAAGGAGAGGGAGAGGUGGAGGCUGCCUGCCUUCCUGCAGUGCGCUUCUUGGAGCCGGAGGAGCCGGAGAAAAGGCCACAUAUCGAAAGAUGCAAACAACGUUCAUGAAGAUGACCAGCAGGACCCCCAGGAAGUGGCUCUGACCAGCCUGUCUCCCAACGGAAACUACGAAGAAGCUGCAGGAGGCACGGACACCUAGAGCUGCGGGGCACCCGGCACGAUCCAUGCCCUGGUCCUGCCUGGCUGGUGUGGAGCAGCGGGAGGAGGAGCUGCUGUGUGCCUGCUCACGCUCUCCUCGCAGAGCCCACUGCUCCCAGGAGAUGCUGGAAUUCGCCAGGGUCUUCCACGGCUGCCAACAGCCUCCAAGGUCCAUGCCAGAGCCACCCACUGCCCUGCGCCCUGCUGCCUGGGGGGUGCCUGCAGGUGCCGGUGGACACUGGGCUUUGGAGAAGCCCUUUGGGCAUGUACCCUGGGCAAGGUGACGUGGGGACUUUGGGCGUCAGUCUGCAUGAAGAAAGGGGAAUGCUUGCUAAUUUAGAGCAAAAUUCCCCACUGAGAUUGCCAGGGCUGGCCUCUCAGGCAAACAGUCUGCUGCCUUGUUUUCAUGCGUUAUUGCUGUUUUGAAGUUCCUGCCCUCUCUCUGAUCAAGAAGAAAAAAAAAAAAAAGGAAAGACAACACGGUGACAUGAAGACUGCAGUGGGACUAAAUAUGAGGUCUUGGCCAGCUGAAAAGGCUUAGAUGUAGAUAAGCGAUGUGAAGAAAUGUUUAAGCAGUUCCAAAAGGCUACCCCUAGUCUGUGGAGCAACAAAAUUACAAAUCCUUGGUUUACAGGGAAUAUUGUUAUAACGGUAGAAUACCUGUAUUAUGCUUAUUUUAAUGCAACCGAAAACGGGUCUUGGUUUGCUUGCGGCACAAGCUGCUGGGCUGUGUUUGCUCCUGGCUGUCCCUUUGGAGUUUCACCCAGCUCAGGCCAGAAGCUUCAGCCCCUCACGUCCUGCCUCCCCGUUCCCUGCUGGAUGACGGCAGUGCGUCCUCCCUGCGUGUCCAUCUGUCUUCUUUCUCACUUCUUUUUCCCAGUGGCAGCAGAGCGUCUGCAGUACUGCCGGCUCCAGCCAGCACUCCCCUCCAGCAGCGUGCCUUUGGCUUUUCUCAAGCUUUUACCCGAAGCAGGGGCUGGGUUUGUCACCCGGCUCUGCUUGUGACCGUGAGCGGUCUUCCCGUGCCUCAGUCUCCCCACCAGCAGGAUGGGGAUGGCGACGCCUUGCCUACCUCACCAGGGUGACGACGGUAACGCUGAGGCUAGAGUCGUUGCCCUUCGUGAUGGUGCUGCUCUGCCCUUCGGGCUGGGAGAGGUGAAUCUUUAUUUUCUUGCAGUAUUUGGCCUUUGCCACCCAGAAUGUACCAAUGAAGAAGAGACCCACUACAGAUCUGCAGUUAAACCGCAGUGUUACAGAAUCCCAAAAUCAUCUAGGUUGGAAGAGACCACCAAGAUCACCGAGUUACAAAUCCAAUGGAUUUAUUUACUGGUAAUUUAUAGGUAAAUCAUUGCGCAUUUCUCUCGCACUGAAAUUUGCAUUGAAACUGAUGAAGUGCCAGUGACGUAGAGGUGUGAGUGGGAAUGCGUUUGACCCCAAGUAUUUUUUUCGCUUUGGCUGAGGAGCGAAGUAACUUUUUUUUUUUCCUGCAUUAAGUGGGUACACGAUGGUGCUGUAUUAAAUUUUACAUGUUUAAGUGAUUUCAUAAUUUAAGGGCUCUGUUAUUCUAAGUGUUUGCUGUAAAGAAUAAAGACGUUUCAUUUCUGAAUUACAAA